GUUAUGUCUUUAAAUGAUUGGACAACCCAACAGCUUUAAUGUUCAAAAGUUCUUCAGCUUUACUGUCCUAUAUAAGGAAUGUAUUUGGCUUGAGUGUUGUAUAUGAAGCAUGAAAUACUACUGUUAAAAUAUAGAAAAAAGAAUUAAAUUGAGAUGCUUACAAGCAGGACGUAGAUAGAGAUAUAUAGAGAUCUUAUGUUAUUUGACAAGCUAAUAAUGGACAGAAAAUGCAGGCAAACUUUUGAGGAUAUAGUGUUUUGUUUCACAGGAAGCAUCAGGUUAGGUGCAGAUGGUUUUAUACGUAUAUUUCCUGGGAGGAAGAAGAUAGGCUCUUUCUAUUUCUUUUUAUGUCUGUAUGAUGAGCUGCUUGAAAGUUAAGAGGUGAUAAAGCUGUGAGGCAGUUAAUGUUCCCUAGCACAAAUCCUUUGAAGGGUAGAGGCAUUAGGAUGUGCCAUUAGGAUCUGCUUUUGAAAGUAGUUUGCAGGACUUCCUUGACCAUUAAGCAUGAGAGUUAAAUUAGAGUGGUUUUGUGGAAGAAUGUUCUCCGCUUGGUUACUGAAUGACCUGUAUGUUAUCCUUGUCUGUGUAUUUUAAUUCUAGUAAAUAAUGCUUAUUUGGCUUUAUCUGCUAUUUUCCAAAGCAUAUAAAGUUCUGCUGUGUGCUUACAUUAUAUUCAUAGCUUUUGGUAAUUCUGUUCAUUUGUUUUAAUUAGAGAAUGGUAAUCAUUCAUUCUUAAAGUCAUAGGAAAGCCUGGAAACUUUACACAUAGGGAAAGGUCUGUAAAGGCUGUUUUGUCUGAUUUAAACAUCAGGUUUGCUUAGAAAGCUGAUUAGUUCCUUCUACAUUAAGUUCCUUUUUUGAGGCAUGUCUUUACACUGUGUGUGUGUGUGUGUAUGUGUGUGUGUGUGUAUAUACACACAUGAGAGUUGUAUGAAAGCCAUUUGUGUUCAAUUGACUCGAAGCUUAUAUUUUAAAGAGUUGCAUAGGAGGAUAAUGUUUAUUUAGUAGAGCAGGUAGUAUUGCAUCAUGGUGAUACAGACAUCCAUUUGAAAUCAGCAGGAAUUCUCAUUGUAGGAAUAUGUUCAGAAAUAGUAUUUCCUGAUGUGAGAGCUGCUUCAAAAGCAAUGCUUCCUAUUUUAUUAUGUUGACCUAUGCAAUGGAGAUGGAUGUUGGUGGUAUGGCAGUAGAAGUUGAACCUUCUUGACUAUACUGUUGCUGUGCAUCAGAUGGCAGCAGAGGGGCAGCCUGAAAAUGACAUCUGUUGUGGAGAUGCUUGUGAAGCAAAGGUGUGUCACUGAAUUCCUCAAUGGAGAAAAAAUGACACCUAUUGACAUUCAUCAACACUUGCUGAAUGUUUCUGGAGGAACCAAAUUGUGGAUGUGAGCACAGUGAGGGAGUGGGUGAUGUGUUUCAGCGGUGGCUACAGUGGAUCACUUCCACUGGUGCAGCAUGACAUGCAGGUUCUUGUUCAUCGCUGGUAGAAGAUGCAUGGCUAAUGGUGGUCGUUUGUAUGCAAUGCAAACAGGGAUGAAGAUUGAUAGUAAAACCCCAGAAUGCCGCAAAUUUUUAUCUAAACUUAUGGAUCAGUUGGAAGCUAUGAAAAAACAAUUUGGUGAUAAUGAAGCAAUUACUCAGGAAAUUGUUGGUUCUGCUCAUGUGGAGAAUUAUGCUUUGAAAAUGUUUUUAUAUGCAGACAAUGAAGACAGAGCUGGGCAGUUUCAUAAAAACAUGAUAAAGUCCUUUUACACUGCCAGUCUCCUGAUAGAUGUUCUGACAGUAUUUGGGGAGCUCUCUGAAGAGAAUGUUCAGCACAGAAAGUAUGCCAGGUGGAAAGCAGCAUACAUUCAUAACUGCUUGAAAAAUGGAGAGACUCCUCAGCCUGGACCUAUUGGAAUGGAAGGAGAGACUUUUGAUCUUGAAAGAGAAGAGGCAGGGUCAUCUUCUCACCAGAGUGGAAUAAAUCAACCAACAUCAUCAUCAUCUACGUAUGAAGCUAACAACACACCAACUAGUAAUUUCACUGGCAUACAUGUUCCACCAGGUGCCCAUGCACCAGCCAAUACUCCAGCUGAAGUACCUCAUAACACAGGAGUGACGACUAAUACCAUUCAACCUUCUCCUCAAAAUAUUCCUCUAGUAGAUCCUUCCCUUUACAGUGCUCAGUCUGCAGGGGAAGUCCGUUUGACUCCAGAGGACUUUGCCAGAGCUCAAAAAUACUGCAAAUAUGCUGGCAGUGCUUUGCAAUAUGAAGAUGUGAGCACUGCUGUACAGAAUCUACAGAAGGCUCUCAAGUUACUGAUUACGGGCAAAGAAUAAAGCCUUUAAUCCAACAGAUUCAUGCCAUUUGCCUGAAGAACUAACAGCUUAUUACUGUACCCGUUAGGGGAGUGGAAAUAUACAGAAGCUCUCCAUCUAAUCACCUAUGGUAAUGAAAUCACUCUUUCAGUGUCAGUAGGACUCUUCAUUUUAAAAACAGUGGAGCUAGGAGCAUAUGAAUGCAGUUGUUUGAUGUAAGCAAAAUACUAAAGAAUGUACUGUGAACACUGAUUAAGAGGUAGAGUUCAUAUUUCAAUAUUUAGAUUAUCAGUCUGGGAAAUAUCAAAUCUGCAGAAAGGUUGAACAUUACAAUGUUCUGUUGAAAUUCUGGCUCUGCUUUCAUUUUUUUCAAACAAUUAUCUAAGAAGUUUAAAUAGCUUUAAAAUGGUAACAAAAUUCACAACUUCCUCCAGAAAAGAAAGCAUGUAAGAAGACUGGCACAUACACAGGACUUUUUUCCAUACCUAAAUUAUUGGAGUAUCCUCUGAGACAUAAAGUUAAACAGGACUUGAGGUUAUUUGUAUAUUAUUUUAAUACAUGCAUUGAAAACAUUUCUUGAUACAUCAAGGAGAGUAAUUUUGAUUGCAUUCCAACCCAACCACCACCGAGUGGACUGCUGCAUGCAGUCUUGAUCAUUGGUUCUUUGCAUGAACACUGGGAAUUUUGUUUAUGUAUGGUUAACAAAGAGAAAGUACUGAUAUUUAGUGGAGAUGAUCCUGAAACCAGGGACAGAGAGCUGUCCCUGCGUGAGCUUUUAGGGAGAUUUACUUCAUAGAUGUUUCAUCUCUUUAAUAAACUGAAUCGAAGGAUGGUUCAACCAUUUGGUUCAUCUUUGGUAUUAGUGAUCUAGAAGUUUGUAUUCCCAGCUAAUAUUCUUUCUAUCUGCUAUGUUGUAGAGGCUAUUUGGACUUGGGAACUAAUUAAAAUAUCUUGGAAAUAGAAUUUGUAGUCUUUUUCUAAGUGUGCUCCUGCUAUUUUAGGGCUCUUGGUUGUUAAGAAUUCAUCCUUGCAGUUUGAAAGAAGGACUUAGUAGUCUUUUAACUGGCAUGACAUAGGAAUUGAGUUCACCACAAAGUAUGUCUGAUUUAUGCAAUAUCUUUUAACGUCGGAUUGUCUGAUAUGUCUAUCUUUCCAAGCUCUUGGAUCGAAUGCACAUCAUUUGUAACUGCACUGUUUUUGCAGCAUCUUAAAUGCGUCUGAAACUCAAAGCAGAAAGUUGAGGAAAAUAAAAUCAAGCAUAAGCGUGCACUGAAACCUAGCUGAUGGUAUCAUUUUAUGACAGCAGAUUGAGUCUGUUUGUCAACAACUUUGAGAAGGGUAGUGCAACAUCUGUUGAUGUAGCUUUAAGCUAGAUAUAAUAGAACACCUCUGGAACUGCUUGUGUUUUGCUUUCUGCUGCGGGCAUGGCUUUGUUGGUAUGGUGUGCUAAUCUGGAUAGUGAUUUGGAUUAGAUUUUAAUUGGCUUGGGAUGUUUAGAAUAAAUCUGUCUGAAACUUUUUUUGACAA
This is a messenger RNA of Tympanuchus pallidicinctus (lesser prairie-chicken), 3822 nucleotides long. RefSeq names its product vesicle trafficking 1 (gene VTA1). Gene Ontology annotation, cellular component: multivesicular body. Lineage: Eukaryota; Metazoa; Chordata; Aves; Galliformes; Phasianidae. Gene Ontology annotation, biological process: late endosome to vacuole transport via multivesicular body sorting pathway. The transcript is spliced from 8 exons. The record is from RefSeq and is a predicted model, not a curated record. Bases 1450 to 2316 code for a protein of 288 amino acids.